AUGGCGAUUCUUCAGAAAUACUCACUGCACACUGGAGCCUCCGCCAGCACCACAGACAUGUAAACAAAAGGCGGAUUUCAUAGGUUUUAGCCUACGGGUUUUAGGCAAAAUCUGCAGAAAUGGGCAAAAGAGAUAACAGAGUGGCAUACUUGAACCCAAUAGCUGCUGCCAGAGCCAGAGGACCUGCACCAGUCUCCGGCACCACCAUUCAGGAUUAUCUCAGCAGACCACGACCGUCAUGGGAGGAGGUGAAGGAACAGUUGGAAAAGAAAAGGAAAGGCUCCAGAGCCCUGGCUGACUUUGAGGACAAGAUGAACGCGCGAUGGAAGAAGGAACUGGAGAAAAACAGGGAGAAGGUGCUUGGUGGAGGUGAUAAGAAAGAAAAAGAAAAGGAGAAAGACAAGGAGAAGGAAAAGAAAGAGAAAAAGAAGAAAGAGAAGAAGAAGUCCAGUAGGCAUUCCUCAUCUUCCCCCUCCUCAUCAUCGAGUUCUGAUUCCUCCUCCAGUUCCUCCUCAGAUGCUGAAGACGAUGAUGAGAAGAAAAAUCUGAAAAAGAAGAAAAAGAGAAAACGAUCCUCAACCCGGAAAGCGUCUGAUGAGACUGACUCAGAGUCUGAGACUGAUAGCAGGGAGUCAUCCAAGAAAAAAAGGAAGAAAACAGAUGGAGACAAAGAUAAGGACGAAAAGGAUUCUCGAAAGAAGAGGAAAGCUGAAAGAAGUCAGUCUGAGUCUUCUGACGAGUCUGAUUUAGACAAAGACGCUGACUCCAAAAAGAAGAAACAUAGUAGUGAAGAGAAGGAGAAAAUCACAGAUAAGUCUAAAAAGAAAAAGAAAAAGAAGAAGCAUAAGAAACACAGCAAAAAGAAAAAGAGGAAGACCUCCAGCUCAGAGUUGGACUGAAGGGCUAGAAGCGGCUGGACUUGUGAAUGGUAACGGAAAAGACAGAGCUCUUGCCAGACAGUGGAGAAAUAAACCAGUAAGCUGUCCAAGUGACUCUUAAAAGUGGGUGCUCUUUAGCAUCGUGCAGCUGUAAUGGAGACUGGGAUGAGAGGAUCGUGGCGGGGGGUGUUGAACGGGGCGUGGAGUUCAUUACGUCAGGUUUGUGUUUGUUUUUUAAGCAGAUGAUUCUCAGUCCAAAUAAAGACCAUUUACACAUCA
Danio aesculapii is the source of this 1157-nucleotide messenger RNA. It is a transcript of the gene fam133b, whose product is annotated as family with sequence similarity 133 member B. NCBI's taxonomy places the organism in Eukaryota, Metazoa, Chordata, Actinopteri, Cypriniformes, Danionidae. The coding region runs from base 120 to 899 and encodes 259 amino acids. The record is from RefSeq and is a predicted model, not a curated record. The transcript has 11 exons.